Papaver somniferum (opium poppy) is the source of this 4109-nucleotide messenger RNA. Its product is annotated as phosphoglucan, water dikinase, chloroplastic-like. The record is from RefSeq and is a predicted model, not a curated record. Gene Ontology annotation, biological process: phosphorylation. The coding region runs from base 329 to 3871 and encodes 1180 amino acids. The transcript has 19 exons. Gene Ontology annotation, molecular function: ATP binding; starch binding; kinase activity. Lineage: Eukaryota; Viridiplantae; Streptophyta; Magnoliopsida; Ranunculales; Papaveraceae.
CCCUAGCCUAGAAGAAGAACCUUGUACCUUACUUGUCACGUGACUCUGUCUACAGAUUCCCAUUUUAGGGAUUCGUCAUCUUCUUCCUCCUUCCAUUACUCUUUCAGUUCAUUACUCUGUCUACAGAUUCCCAUCUUCGUCAUUACUCUUUCCACGUGUCGAUCCAUAAAUAACUAACUCAUCUCACUUCAGUUCGUCACUCUUCUUCCAAGAGAAAAAAGAGAGAUUCGAGUCUGACCAGACCACCACCUCCAUGGCCAUUUUCAAUACUUAAUUUUAUUAUUUUUCUCUUUUACCACCCUAGUUAGUGUUACUGUUACAUCAAACAAUGGCUUCACUUCGUUUAUUUCAGUCUUCUAAUUGUAAAAACGAUAAUCUUGUUCAUCAAUGGCGUAAUAAGAUUUGCACAAAUAUAAAUUUUCACAAACGCAAUAAUAGAGUCUCAUUCACUUCUCAAAAAUAUCUAGGUUUUCCAAUCACUUGCAGCGUUUCAUCUCUUGAAAAAAGAGAAGAAGAAAAGAAGAUGGGGAAUAAUGGGAAAGUAAAGCUGGGGGUUUUGUUAAAUCAUCAAGUACAAUUUGGUGAAAGUGUUGGGAUUUUGGGCUCCUGUAAAGAAUUUGGAUCAUGGAAGAAGAAAUUACAAAUGAAUUGGACAGAAAAAGGUUGGGUAAGUGAGGUCGAAACUAAAGGGGGUGAAUUAAUUGAAUUCAAAUUUGUGAUUGCUGGGAAAGAUAAGAAUAAUGUGGUAUGGGAAGGUGGUGAUAAUAGAAAAUUUACUCUCCCACAAGAUGGCUUCUUUCAAAUGAUUUGUCAUUGGAACAACACUGGAGAAUCUGUCAAUCUAUCAACACUGGAUGGGACUAGUAAUGAUGGUGGAGCAGUAGAGACACAAAGUAGUAAUGGAGUUGGAGUUGGGGAGCCUGUUAAAGAAGGAGGUGCAGCUAGUCCAUUUGUAGAACAAUGGCAGGGGAAGGCUGCAUCAUUUAUGAGGUCGAAUGAACAUGGAAAUAGGGAGGCAGAUAGAGGGUGGGAUACUAGUGGUCUUCAAGGGUGUGCAUUAAAAUUAGUGGAAGGUGAUCGAAAUGUGAGGAAUUGGUGGAGGAAGCUAGACUUGGUGCGUGAAUUGUUGGUUGAAAAUCUCGAAAACGAGGAUCGGUUGGAAGCUCUUAUAUAUGCUUCUAUCUAUUUGAAGUGGAUAAACACAGGGCAAAUACCAUGCUUUGAAGACGGUGGACACCAUAGGCCCAACAGACAUGCUGAAAUUUCAAGGCUCAUAUUUCGUGAACUUGAAAGAAUUUCGUCCAGGAAAGAUGCGUCACCUCAGGAAAUACUUGUUAUACGAAAGAUUCAUCCAUGUUUGCCAUCAUUCAAAUCGGAAUUCACAGCAUCGGUUCCUUUAACUCGAAUUAGAGAUAUUGCUCACCGGAACGAUAUUCCUCAUGAUCUCAAGCAAGAAAUCAAGCACACAAUACAAAACAAACUUCACCGUUGUGCUUGGCCUGAAGAUCUAGUUGCUACAGAAGCAAUGCUUGCCAGAAUUACCAAGAAUCCUGGAGAAUAUAAUGGGGCUUUCGUGGAACAAUUUAAGAUAUUUCAUCAUGAACUCAAAGACUUCUUUAAUGCCGGAAGCCUCGCCGAGCAACUUGAAUCGACCAGGGAAUCGUUGGAUGGACAGAGCUUAACGGCUCUUAAUCUAUUUCUGGAGUGCAAGAAGAGUUUGGACAAGUUGGACGACUCGAGCAAUUUCCUGAACAACGGUGGAGUUGAUAUAUUAGUGAAGACCUUACAAUCAUUAAUGGGUUUAAGAGCAACACUUUUAAAAGGUCUUGAAAGUGGCAUCCGAAAUGAUGCCCCUGAUACUGCAAUAGCUACCCGUCAAAAGUGGCGCCUUUCCGAAAUUGGCCUUGAGGACUACUCUUUUGUACUGUUAAGCAGGUUCCUCAAUGCACUUGAAGCUAUAGGAGGAUCUUCUAAGCUUGCAGAUACUGCAGGGUUAAAGAAUUGGAAUGAUCCAUUUGAUGCUCUUACUGUUGGCAUUCGCCAACUGGGACUUUCAGGUUUUAAGUCAAAGGAAUGUAUCUGUAUUGAGAAUGAACUCCUUGCAUGGAAACAAAAAGGUCUAUCUGUAAAAGAAGGUAGUGAGGAUGGAAAAACUAUAUGGGCCUUGAGGCUCAAGGCUACUCUUGAUAGAUCAAGAAGGCUAACUGAAGAAUAUUCGGAAGCACUUCUUCGUAUCUUCCCUCAUAGAGUACAGGUGCUAGGGAAAGCUCUUGGGGUUCCUGAAAAUAGUGUGAGGACAUAUACUGAGGCUGAGAUUCGUGCAGGAGUUGUUUUGCAGGUAUCAAAACUUUGCACCAUUCUUUUGAAAUCUGUAAGAAAGACAGUAGGAUCACAAGGUUGGGACGUUCUUGUUCCUGGAGCUGCUGUUGGGACCCUUGUUCAGGUAGAGCGGAUUGUUCCUGGGUCUUUCUCAUCUUUAAUAACAGGACCUGUUAUUCUAGUGGUCAAAAAAGCUGAUGGAGACGAGGAGGUUACAGCUGCAGGGAACAACAUUGUUGGGGUGGUACUCUUACAGGAAUUGCCUCAUGUAUCACAUCUUGGUGUGAGGGCCCGGCAAGAAAAGGUGGUUUUUGUGACUUGUGAAGAUGAUGACAAGAUUGCUGACAUCCAAAAUCUUGACGGAAAAUCUGUUAGGUUGGAAGCAUCUUCUACAAGUGUUGAUCUAUCAGCAUCAACAUUGAGCAAGGGCAAAGAGGUUUGGCGUGAUAUCAAAAUAAGUGGGGCUUCAAUUCCGAAGGAAUCCCUAGUAGCUAAAUCUUUGUCAUCGUCUGAAGUCCUAGUGUCUUCCUCAAGCCAGAAUGUCGGCACUGCAGACGUUCUCGAACUCGCGGAUGCGGAUGCCCAAACUUCUGGUGCAAAGGCUGCUGCUUGUGGUCAGUUGGCUUCUUUGGCUGCACUUUCUGAAAAAGUUUACAGUGAACAAGGGGUACCUGCUUCUUUUAGUGUUCCUUUGGGAGCAGUAAUACCUUUUGGUUCAAUGGAGAAAGCAUUAGAGGAAAGUGGAUCCACUGAAGCUUUUCUGUCACUUCUAGAGCAGGCUGAAACAUCCAAAAUGGAAGGAGGUGAACUCGAUAAAAUAUGUUCUCAACUUCAAGAACUGGUUUCAGAUCAGAAACCCUCUGCAGAAAUAAUCACCAAGAUAACAGAGAUCUUCCCAAGCAACGCUCGCUUGAUCGUGAGAUCUAGUGCUAACGUUGAGGACUUAGCAGGAAUGUCCGCUGCUGGAUUAUACGACUCCAUCCCUAAUGUCAGCCCUUCAAACCCUGCCGUUUUUGAGAACUCUAUCAGCCGCGUUUGGGCAUCUCUUUAUACCAGGAGAGCAGUCCUAAGUCGUCGAUCUGCUGGUGUACCACAGAAGAACGCUACAAUGGCAAUACUUGUACAGGAAAUGCUGUCGCCAGAUUUGUCCUUUGUGCUACACACGUUAAGUCCAACAGACCGUGACCCUAAUGUGGUCGAAGCCGAGAUUGCACCAGGGCUUGGUGAAACCCUAGCUUCAGGUACCCGUGGAACUCCAUGGAGACUUUCGUCCGGAAAAUUUGACGGCCAAGUACGGACUUUAGCAUUUGCAAAUUUCAGUGAGAUGCUAGUUCUUGGUGCAGGUCCGGCAGAUGGGGAGGUAAUACAUUUGACAGUCGAUUACAGUCAAAAGCCACUAACCAUUGACGGAAUAUUCCGUCAGCAACUUGGCCAGCGUCUCUGUUCUAUAGGGUUCUUCCUUGAGCAGAAGUUUGGGUGCCCACAGGAUGUAGAGGGUUGUAUUGUCGGAAAGGAUAUCUACAUUGUGCAGACACGCCCCCAGCCACUAUAAACAUACAGGAGGAGCUCAAAAAAUCAUUGUGCAGCUUUUGGUAUCUUCUCUGAUUUCUCUAUUCCACAAUAACUGAAGAAUGAAGAGUAUAAAAACGGUCCUCUCAAUAUAUAGGUUAUAUCAUAAAAACAUGUACCAAUUGUGAAAGUUUCAUCAUCAGAUAAUAAAGGAACACCUUUUCUACUAUGUCUAGAAAGAAAGAAAUGAAUGGAUUUUCUCUAUAAUAUUGUGGUGCUUA